GUAUUCAUUGAUGAAUUAGAUGCAAUUGCCCCUGCAAGGAAAGAUGGGGGUGAAGAGCUAUCUCAAAGAUUGGUUGCAACUUUAUUGAAUCUAAUGGAUGGAAUUAGCAGAACUGAAGGGCUACUUGUAAUUGCUGCCACUAACCGGCUUGACCAUAUUGAGCCAGCUCUCAGACAACCAGGAAGAUUUGACAAAGAAAUUGAAAUUGCUGCAAGUGAAAACAAGAAGAAAAGAGUGCAUGGCAUAGGACAUAGCUUGGAUCUUGGAACUAGUAGCUCUACCCAAACUUCAUCUCCAGAGGUUGCAGGUUCCUCUACAAAUCUUACGCCUAUGACAGAAGAACGGGUCACUACAGUUAUAAAUAAUGCAUUGGCCUCUUUUUUGCAAACACAAUUACUAGAGAUGAUGAGGCAAAUAAUUCAAGCAGUUCAACCAUCAACAACACCAUCAACCAACCAACAUAGGGAGGAUCAAGGACGAGAUGAUGAUUUUACUAGCUUAGGUUGA
This is a messenger RNA of Cajanus cajan (pigeon pea), 507 nucleotides long. Lineage: Eukaryota; Viridiplantae; Streptophyta; Magnoliopsida; Fabales; Fabaceae. The record is from RefSeq and is a predicted model, not a curated record.